CAAUCAGAGAGCAGACUGAUUUGACCCAGCCCUUCUUCUGCAGGGAAGCACUUGAUGGUGCCACGGUUAAAUUCUAAUACCGAAAGUGUCUCACGGUACGUACGCCGCUGAAAUGGCUGCUGCGGCUACAGAAGAAACACCCGCACUGAGUGUUGAGAACGAUGUACUGCCCAUAGAGACAAACGAGGGCAACGGUGAGGAUAAAGAAAAGGGCCUUACCGAACCGGAAACAGAAGAACCACGUACUAGUGUAGAACCGAAAAUGGAAGAGGUGGACGCGGAGGCCGGCGAAGAGAAGCCCGCUGCAGCGGCAGACAAGGCCGCGAGCGAGGCGGUUACAGACGACAGUGCUAUAACGGUCAACCAGGAGGCGACAGCCGCUCCUGAAGAACCGGAGCGAAAGCCAGAGUCACAGCAAAGCCCGGGAGAUGGUAACAACGAACCCGCAAACGAUAACGCAAUGAAAGAAACGAAGGAGGAGCCAGGAGAGGACAGCCUGUGUUCGGGGAUAGACUGCGAAAAGAGCAAAACAGUUUGUGAAGAUGGUGAGAAACCCAGCGGCGGUUGCGGGGAGUUGGGAGACAAGAGGCGGCCGAGUGUGGAGAUAUCGUCCUCGGAUGGUGAACCGCUGAGCCGUAUGGACUCUGAGGACAGUAUCAGCAGUACCCUGAUGGAGAUGGAGAGCACCGUGUCCAGUGGGCGCUCCACCCCUGCUAUGAUGAAUGGACAGAGCAGCGCGAGCUCCUCCGGGGCUAAGACAGUGGCUUACCCCUGCUGCUGGGACCUCUGUCCACAGUGCUUCAACUCCAGUCCUGAUCUGGCAGAGCAUAUCAGGGGCAUUCAUGUUGAUGGGCAGAGAGGAGGGGUGUUUGUGUGUCUAUGGAAGGGUUGUAAGGUGUAUAACACACCGUCCACCAGUCAAAGUUGGCUCCAGAGGCACAUGUUGACCCACAGUGGAGAUAAGCCCUUCAAGUGUGUAGUUGGUGGCUGCAACGCCAGCUUUGCUUCCCAAGGAGGGUUAGCUCGCCAUGUCCCCAGCCACUUCAGCCAGCAGAGCUCGUCCAAAAUGUCCAGCCAGGCCAAACUAAAAGAGGAGUCACCCUCCAAGGCUGGACUCAACAAGAGGAAGAAACUCAAGAACAAACGCAGGUGCUCCCUACGUACGUACCUAACAGCGAGGCCCCACGACUUCUUUGAUGCCCAAACCAUGGAUGCUAUUCGCCACCGGGCCAUCUGUCUUAACCUCACCACCCACAUUGAAAGUGUGGGCAAUGGCCACAGUGUGGUCUUUCACAGCACGUUCCACUAGGGAGCACUCCUGUUCAAGACCCAUAAAUGCAUGACGGUGGAAAAAAGGGUCAUCAUGCUGCCUAAUUCCCCCUUCUUUUACAUACUGUACAUCUACAAACCCACACAAUCCCACUGACUUGUUUCUCAGCACAGUCCCUCAUUAUAUUCAUAUAGAAAUAUACUCUUUAGUCAGUGGCAGUGAUUCUGUUUACAGUGGUUACCUUAGGGAAGAAAUUUGGCCUGCAUUAUCAGUUUCUAGCACUCUGCAGAGAAAAUUUGCCAUUAGGUAUCCCCCCCCAAUGAGUUAACUUUUAUAUAGUUUAUAGGUAUGGGCAGUAUUGUUGAAAUUAUCAUGAUAUAAAUAAGGAUCUUUUCUGACAUCAAUAGAUUUCACAAUAUGGCAAAUGUAUGCAAAAUAAUGUAGAGGACCCACGAUGGGUAACAGAUGAUGUAAGUGUGUGAUACACCUGCAGGUUAUACAGGUGUCUCUAAUACAUGAAUGUACAGUUUCAUCAUGCAAACAGAUAGCCAUGAAGCCAUGUCAUGCAUCUCUUUCAUAUUACAUCGAUUUCCACUGGCAAUAAUUUAAGCAUUUCUGAAACUGUGCUGUGUUGACUGCAGUUUUAGACUGUGAAGGCUUCUGUUCAUGUUAAAGUGUAAUUAGAGUGUUGACAUCAGUGCUAUCCUCAUUACAGUGUUGUUCUGCUCUUAGCUCAGUCCCUUUCAACUCUUUUCUGCUCUGCUCCUACAAACCUCAACUGCUCACCAGCAGCCAAGAAUUUUAAAAUAAAAGCUCAGGGAAAAAAAAGAUAAAGAUAAAGCUUGGGAAGAGGUUAAGAGAGGUAACCGCAUAUUUGGACACAGACGGAGGAGGAGGAAGAGCCAGCCAGAGGAGGGAGAGUAACAAAUGGAGAGAAACAGAGACUUGGAGAGAAAAAACAAGGAAAGGGGGUUAAGUGAAGGUUAGGUUCAUGGAAUCGGAAGGAGAUCUGGCCUGUUGGGCAUACAUUCUCCUUCUCUCUAACCUCUGGAGGAUUGCGGUGAAGAAGGACUGCGGCACUGCGUCAGACCCCAGGCCCCAAUGGACCCUCCCAGGCCUGGGGAGAUGGAGCAGAGCUGUGGGGUUCUGUGGAGUUUGGCCAGCGGGCCUGCUGACACGCCAGAGCAACUCAGUCAUGUUUAUGAUGGGAUAUUUUUGUUAUUGCGCCAAUCUGCGUCAUCCACAGCUUGACCCCCUGACACUAGACAGGCACCCAGUUUUAGCAGGCCUGCCCUCCCCCGGCUUUGGUCCUGCAGUUUUCACUGCCUCGUUUUGGAGCCACACUAAUAUCCACUAUUCACUCCCUAUUUCCUCCUGCUGUCUCUCCCUCCCUCCCUCCCUCUCUUGGGUCUAUUGAGGAUUAAGAUCUGUCCCUUAAAGCACAACUUCCAUCAUCAAACCACUCAGCUCACAAAUCACUUCAUGCUGCUUAAACACAAGCCCACUUCUUCAUCUUCAGCCUUUACAUACAUGGUCAUGGCCUCUUCAAGUGCAGCCUGGGCUUGUGAUUAUUAACCUGGUGCUGUGAGGAGCCUGAGGGCACAGGUUAACAGCUAUGCAUUUUUAAUUAAAAGGGUAGUAAAGCAGCUGCUGGUGUACUGAGUCUUAUCCGCAAGGCUUGAGACACUUAUCGUAGGGCCCAUUGCAGCCAGCACAGGAUUCAGGCUAAAUGCUGCAGCUAACAAAUAAAGUAUAAUGUAUUAUUAUAGGUUAUGAUAAGGGGUGAAAUUCACAAACUAGAAGUGUAUAAAGUCGUUAAAAUGAGCCACACCUUUACCAGCUGCAACAUUAAAGUGAUGUACACAUUAAUGCAUCAAUGAUUAUAAUUCACUAUUAUAAUAUACAUUAUUCUGAAAUGCAUGAUAUAUCUGCAUAAUGAGUACCAUUAUUUUUGGUACUUUAAGUAUAGUUUGAUGCUAAUACAUUUGUACUUUUACUUAAGUAAAAUUUCAAAUGCAGGACAUGUAACAAAGUAUUUCCACACUGUGGUAUUGCUACUUUUACUUAAGUAAAAGAUCUGAGUACUUUUUGCACCGCUGACAACAUUGCAGUCUAACCAAUGACAUCAUACCUCCAUGUUCCUGUUCUGUGUCACAGAGCAACGUCCACUCCAUGUAUCACUCUGUCCCAGCCAGAUGCAGAUAUCUCCACUGGUUUUUGCCUACAAAGUCAGACUGUACUAUGCAUGUUUGUUUUUAUAGGUCAUACGAAGGGUGCUCAGUCAUUUUUCUCACUUUAAUCACUCAUGCUGUUACUGCUGCUUUGCUCUGCCUACUUGUUCUCUUUUCCACUCUAAGGAGUUUUACGCCUGAACACUAUAUUACAGACAAGAGGCAACAACAUGGUUGAUUUGCCAACUUGGCUGCUGUUUGCAAAGCUUCUCACAGACAAAUAUUAAGGCACCAAGCCAGCAACAACAAAAUUCAUAUCUGCUAACCAAGCCUAAACAUUUCUUCCAAAAAGUUAAUCAAACUGAAACUAAACGUGUCUGUGUCAGGUUUGCUUUCCUCAAAACCUCUGCCAGAAAGCUGUAUACCUGGAAGCUUAUCAAAAUAUAAAUAUAGAUUUGCACAAACACUCUUCUUGCCCCUCCUGAAUUCACAGCAAAAUGGGUCGGGGGUAUUUUCUAACAUACUAGCACAGAGAAAGUAUGGAAAGAGACAAAUACAUUUUUUUGCUUAGUGCCAGACAGAAGACAAAAAUAAUUUGCAUAAAAAUAUCAGAUCAGUGAGAUGAGAAAACUGACUGAGGUUCCUAAAAACAAAGAAAUUAAUACAUGUUUUGGCUCAAAUUGGGAGGUCAAGAAAAGCUGUAAGAUGAAGAUGUGAGUGAUUCUAGGUCUCUGUCUCCUGUCUCAGUGGAGCCUCCUCCCUCCUGUCCUCAAACCAGUUUCCAUCAAUGCCGCAGUCAGCCCCUGGAGUCACAAAAAUAAUUUCAGAUAUGCAUGUGCGUAAUAGAAGUUCUUCACAUGUGAGCUCAUUCCCUAUCCUAAAAAUAGACAUUCCUAACAAUAAAGAGCCAAUUGACGCAAGAUGUUAUAUCUGUGGCUAUUUUUGACACCCCUGGUUAUUUUUCUAGCUUUUCUUUUCCCUACUGACAAUAUUUGUGUGAAUUCCAGACCAGUUUUACUAUAAACCAACACAGCAUGAUAGAUGAAAUGUUAUGCAUUUGUUGUUGUCUCAACUGUAUUUUUACAAGAAGGAAGCCCUUGAAGUUUGAGGUUGUGUUGGCUGAUUAAGUCUUGAGUAGUUAAACCAGGUAACAAAACAAAGAUAAAAUUAACACAACUUGCCAAGUUACUGCAGUAAACGUUAGAAAGUGGGUAUUGGUCUCCAUCAGACGCACUCCUGUCUGAAGCGUUGAAGUGUCUGGUGCUGACAUAAUCCAUAACAAAGAGCAGUGACUUGUUUAUAGUGAUAACUGCUCACCCCAUGUCUAUCUUCUUGGCAAUCAAGAAUGUCAGCUGGGAUAAACAAUUCUCAGUUAAGUCCGGAGGUAGGAGGACAUAUCUAACUUUGUCUGAAUUUGAAUUCCUUGGUCUUACAGUAUGUUGCAGGGGAAUGUGGGAUGGAUCCUGUUGAAAAUAGAAAUCUAACUGAGCUCUUGCAUGCAUUAUUAAAAGUGCUCACAUUGCUUAUUAGUGUAAUGAUCAGCCACUGUAUCACUUGGUGGGAUGUUUGAAGCAUGUAGCCUCAUUAUUCAUUAGAGAGAUGAGGCCAGGAUAGGGGCAUGUCUUUGAAGCCUGUUCUCAACAGACAAGAGAGAAUGCUGCAAUAGGAGCCAAACCUGAUACAUUUAUGCUAAUCUGAUGCUUGUAAAAUCACAAACUGUUUUGAAAUUUGAAAUUAGCCAUAAUAUAUAGGUUAAAUUAUAUGCCUAUGUCAGGUUACUUGGCUGUGCAUAUGCCAAAUGCCAACAGUACGCUAGACUGACUGAGUGAAAUUACAGCGAGAAGACAGGAGUAGUCAUUUUCUUAGGUUCUGAGCACUUUUUGCGUCUUUUAUAGCUCAGCUUGUGUUUUUGCUUGAUUGUUUUUGUGCAG
This is a messenger RNA of Siniperca chuatsi (mandarin fish), 5372 nucleotides long. Its product is annotated as zinc finger protein aebp2-like. NCBI's taxonomy places the organism in Eukaryota, Metazoa, Chordata, Actinopteri, Centrarchiformes, Sinipercidae. The record is from RefSeq and is a predicted model, not a curated record. Gene Ontology annotation, cellular component: ESC/E(Z) complex. The coding region runs from base 113 to 1309 and encodes 398 amino acids. Gene Ontology annotation, biological process: regulation of transcription by RNA polymerase II. The transcript is spliced from 6 exons.